UUUUACAGGUUGUUCGUUCAGCUUGACUACAUGUACAGUGAUGUACUGUACUUCUAAAUCGCUUACCAGUUCCCGUGCUCGAUCAUAUUCUGCGCAUUUUUGCAGUACAGUUUAUAGCCUGAAUUAUUUCAGCUAUUUAUUUCCAACUCCGAAUGAACUGCCGCGAUCACAGCUAAAUACUUUUGGCUGAUUGGUAUUUGCUCCGUACGGAGCUACAGAUACGUAAAACAGACUGCGUAAAUUGAGGCGGCUUCAAAUCAACAGUUCGAAUACCUCAAUCCCACAUUAGCUGAGACGAGUAAUUAAGUCAUCACUAAUUGAUCUUUACUUGUGCGAUUUAUUGCUGUUCAUAUUCUGAUACAAAGCCUGGAAUGUUUUUCCUGGACGACUGAGAAUGCGCUUCCUCUUUAAGACAUCUGACGUGUACGGAGGGAACCGCGUGGACGUACAGUCGCCCGAUGGUAUUCUCCAGCAUGGAAACGUCAUUGAUGCGAAGACCAACGGUCUGAUUAUCGACUUUGGUGGCCGUGAACAGCGGUGGCAGUUCGUGGAGUAUGGGACGGUCUCACACUGUUUGACGACGACCGGAGGAUCCACAGAGUCACCUGCGGACCUCGAUACCGUUGUGAGAAAUUUACGCACACCUAAUUUCCAUUUCCAAGUUCUGGGGCGCCCGUCUGCCGAUGAAUCGUGGAGAUGGUACUCCGUAGAUUUGUUGGGUAGUACUUUAUUCGGCAGCCGCUACGUCGCCGUUGAGAUUCGGUGUGAUUUGACCAUCUUUCGCGAGGUUAUUCCGGCUCAUCUGUUACGUGCUGUGCCUUCCAUCCGCGAACUGCAGCAAUGUCGCGUUGAAGUCGGGGAUUUUUCUCCUGGACAUUGCUCCACGUUGGGGCACUACGCGCCGGCGCACGAUAAUCCAGUCAUGGCGCCACUGUGGAACUGCUGGCAAGAGCAACUGCUCCACAGAAAUAUUGUGCCUGUACGUGUUCUCAACGAUACGCUGUACUACAUACAGACAGAAAAACGUCCCCGUGACAUAGCUUCUCCUGAAUCCCUGGUUCGCAGUUUGACAAACGCCAGAGUUGAAUUGGAAAAGCUCAUGUCCGAUGGGUGGAUAUUUUCUGGCACGCGUUGGCGGUCACCGACAAGUGUAGCGAAAGAAGCGUUCCUGUCGCUCGAACACAAUCCUCUCGAUCCUGAGCCUCUGUCCUCACUGUCGUUAAACGUUCUCGAACAACUCUUCCCGUUCUUGGACACCGUCCACCGUGUGCAAUGCCGUCGUGUGUGUCCGUUGUGGGAUUCUUUAAUAAAUCAAGCAAAUCCCUCCCACGAAAUUCAAAUUUCGUUUGCUACGGGGACGACGCUUGCAAUCGCAAUUAAUAAGGCUACUCUAAUGGUCGGUCAGUGUCUGUGCAAAUGCAUGACGUCAACAACGGAACGUGUCAUCAUUAUGAAUGCGUCCUACACUGGUUUAAACGCCUGUCUACGAUUGAUCGUCACUAUACAAGAACGUCUGUCACCAACACCGGAAAAGAAGAUGACAGUGAUCAUCAACAAAUUCGUGUGGAAAGAAGAACGGCCCGUGUGGAACAAGGAUGCGACCUUUACCCGGGAUAUUGCUAGUAUGAGCUACAUUUGUUCUUACGCUACUGAUGCCGUCGACCGUCUCAUGUGGAGAAACUGUGAAUUUCCCGCAUCGUAUCCAUGUGGCCUGGAUAAAAGAAGCUUCUGUGGUGUGCUUCACCUGGAAUCGAACUGCCUGCAUUUGCAAUGUCAUCUGUGGGACAUGUUGGAAACCAGUUUAGCUGCCUCGGCAAUCGAUCCAGAUCUCCUUUCCGAAUGGAUCCGGGACGCAGAGACUGACUGUUUUUACAGUGCGCGCAUCAAACAGGUCUUAGACCACUUGCAGAUCUGCGAUCCACGGAUCAAAGAGAAUCAGCCCGAAGUCAGUUGGACUCUGUAUCCAGUGAUCGACCUGGACCUGUCGUCGCUGAGCAAGCUGACGCUUUGCGCCCUGCACGGCCUGAUGAUCGAAAGUCAGCUCACGGAGCAGCAGGUAGUGGACAAGGACAAACUGGAGGUCGGAAAAGCCAGUGGAUCCUGUCUUCCAAUCUACCUGUGAAGGAUGCCAAUUAAUUUUAUUUAAUUUGCUAUCAAAAGGAAAUUCUCUUGUAA
Molecule: messenger RNA, 2175 nt
Organism: Paramacrobiotus metropolitanus
Lineage: Eukaryota; Metazoa; Tardigrada; Eutardigrada; Parachela; Macrobiotidae
Exons: 3
Coding region: 395-2122 (575 amino acids)
Molecular function (GO): protein binding
Source: RefSeq, a predicted model, not a curated record